AUGGCGCCGCCUUGCCCCAGUUUUCCUGUCCGUCACCUAGCCGCGGCUGUCCAAACUAGCGAGGAUGGGAAGGUCCGAAAAACCGAGAAUGGACGACGAAUCGAUUUGGCGGGCGAUUGCGAACUGUUCGGCCUCGUUCAGUAUGAGUGCAUCGUGGCGCGCCCUGAAUUGGGCGAUAGCCCUGUGCAGUGCUGGCCAGUGCAGCGAUGGUUUCGUAGGUGUCAGGACAAAAAAGGCAGUUUUACGGCAGAAACAACAGUGUGGGAAGGAAGGUCUCUAGCAGUUACCCCAACAGAAACCGGUGGCCCCCAGGGGCAAGGUGUGCACAUGACCACUCCAGCACAGGUUGCUGCAAAGAAUAAUAUCUCCAGUUAA
Molecule: messenger RNA, 375 nt
Organism: Dichotomopilus funicola
Lineage: Eukaryota; Fungi; Ascomycota; Sordariomycetes; Sordariales; Chaetomiaceae
Exons: 2
Coding region: 1-375 (124 amino acids)
Cellular component (GO): mitochondrial inner membrane peptidase complex
Source: RefSeq, a predicted model, not a curated record